Molecule: messenger RNA, 1175 nt
Organism: Condylura cristata (star-nosed mole)
Lineage: Eukaryota; Metazoa; Chordata; Mammalia; Eulipotyphla; Talpidae
Gene: SRGN
Product: serglycin
Exons: 3
Coding region: 68-529 (153 amino acids)
Biological process (GO): secretory granule organization; negative regulation of bone mineralization
Cellular component (GO): secretory granule
Source: RefSeq, a predicted model, not a curated record
CCCUGCUACAUUUCCUCAUUGUGAGUUUGACGUGCGAGGUAUUGGGAACUGAAGUGAGCUGGUCACCAUGCAGGUGUUCCUUCACUGUAGACGGCUUGUCCUGGCCCUGGCCCUCAUCCUGGUUUUGGAUUCUUCCAUUCAAGGUUUUCCUAUGAGGAGAGCCAGAUAUGAAUGGGUACGCUGCAGCCCCGACAGUAAUUCUGCAAACUGCAUAGAUGAAAAGGGACCAAGUUUUGAACUACUUCCAGGCGAAUCCAACAGGAUCCUCCCUCUGAGGACUGACCCUUUUACAUUGUUGAGAUCCCAGAACCUGAAUGAUGCCUUCCCUCUUUCUGAGGAUGUUUCUGGAUCAGGCUCUGGCUCUGGCAGCAGCUCUGAAAGUGUCUCCUUCACUGAUAUUGAACAAGAAUAUCAACCAAUAGAUGGAAACCAAGCUUCUUAUCAGGAUUUUAGCUCUUUGGAGAAGAAUCUGCCCUCUGGUGAUCCUGGCUUAGAUCAAAAUGAAGCAGGGCAGGAUUUUAUCAUAUAAAGAAGAGAAUUUCCUUACUUUGACACCAGGCAAGGCAUUCAGUAUAUUUUGUUUACCAUGGCUAAGUUGUUAACUUUGGAACAAAAAAUUUAUAGAAAUUUAAAAACACCUAAGAAAAAGAAGCCUAAGUCUUAAUCAUCUUGUUUCUCAUGAUUUCUUAAAGCCUCAUUUAUCUGGUCUGUUGUUCCAGAAAAUACCUGCAUUUCUUUUGUGUCAUACUUAGCAAGCAUCACUGUAAAUUAAGUAAACUCAUGUCUAUAAAAUUGCUUUAAGGAAUAAAUUAUACUGUUUUAAAAAAAUUGAGCUGAGAAGAAAACCAACAGGUAGUAUUUCAUAUUUAACUCCUUAGAACCUCUGAUGGUUAAUCACAGAUAUGCCCUUUUUCUUAUGGAAAGGUCAAGAUGAGCCAACAGUAAAUUUAUAGAGUGGGAAUAUAACAUGUUUGACAGUGAGAAGUGUAUACUCUAAUAUUACACUGGACAGGUUUGAAGAGCUAGUGGACAUUGUUUAGACGGGUGACUGCUUACUUAAGAGCCAAAUUAAAGCACAUUUGUGCUUUCCAUACCUCAUGCAGCUUUACUUCCUGCCCUGGAUGUCAGUGUAUUCUGUAUUUUCAAAUGUUACUCUAUUAAAGCAAAAGUAAAAC